AUGCCAGCCACGGGCGACCUCCCUCGCGGCGGGAGCGAAGAGGAUCCUACUCCGCUCAGGGGACGAGGCGAAUGGCCAGACGCUGAAGCUUUCAGUCCAGCAGGGCAUGCGGCCGUCACGUGGUGGGCUGGUUGGCGUCUGUUGUUCGUUCGGACGAGCGUGAUGGCGACGGAUGGACACGGACGGGUGCGGGAAAGCGGCCGUGUGCCGACGGAGCAGUGGCUAUUCAUGGAACAACAGCCGCAGCACUGCUCCAUCCCGGCUGGCGGGAUGGCCGGUGUGCGGGGCGCGCGGAUAUCGGAUGGCGCCCACCAUGGUGGCUCGCGCGAGUCCCAGCAUGGCCCUGGGUUGCCCGGCACGGAGCACGUUCCGUACUGA
Messenger RNA from Drechmeria coniospora, 378 nucleotides. RefSeq lists its product as uncharacterized. NCBI's taxonomy places the organism in Eukaryota, Fungi, Ascomycota, Sordariomycetes, Hypocreales, Ophiocordycipitaceae. The record is from RefSeq and is a predicted model, not a curated record. The transcript has a single exon. Bases 1 to 378 code for a protein of 125 amino acids.